GUUUCGUUUCCUACCGCUACUGCUGGCUCUUCCCCUCGCGGCCUUUUCCUGAAAUUGAUUAUUUCGGUGAACAGAAAGCGCCAACCAUGCAGCCUCGGCACGGAAAAGCCAUGCGGAGAGCUUCUGAGGCCGGAGCCACCGCUCUCGAGGCUUCUGCGCCAAGUGCCAGGGGCGCCCCGACGGACCCAAACGAGUCUUCGGCUGCCCCCGAAGCCGCCCGGCCCAACGCGGGAAAGUUCGGCCCCGCCAGGGAGUCGGGAUCCGGGCAGAAGAAGAGCGCCCAGGACGCCCAGGAGAGGCCGCCAGCCCGCGAGCUGGGUGCCCGCCCCAAGAAGGCCCCUCAGCGCGCCGAGGACGCGCGGCUCUCGGACGCAACCAGCGCAGCUGGCGCGAUGGUGCGGGAGCGUCCCGCGGCUCUGGAGCCGGCUUUUUCCAGAGCUGGUUCUCGCCGCGCGAGGGGUGCGCGCUGCUUUGCGGAACCCAGACCCCCGCCCGGGCCCUGGGACUUGCCCGGCCCCGGCCUGCCGGUCUCUGGCCCCAUGCUCGGCCGAAGGGAGUUGGCGCCGCGGACUUGCAAGCUCCGGGCGGUUUUAGAGAAGUUAAGGCUCAGUCGCGAAGAUGUCUCCACCGCGGCCCAAGUGGUGAACAGCGUUGUGGACCACCUGCUGCGCAGACUGCAGCAGUGCGAGUCCGAGUUCAAAGGCGUGGAGCUGCUGCGCACCGGGAGCUACUAUGAGCGCGUGAAGAUUUCUGCACCUAAUGAAUUUGAUGUCAUGUUUAAACUGGAAAUCCCCAGAAUUCAACUAGAAGAAUAUGCCAACACUGGUGCAUAUUACUUUGUGAAAUUCAAAAGAAAUCCGAAAGAAAAUCCUCUGAGACAAUUUUUAGAAGAUGAAAUAUUAUCAGCUUCUAAGAUGCUGUCUAAGUUUAGGAAAAUAAUUAAGGAAGAAAUUAAAAACAUGCAAGCAGAUACAGAUGUCAUCAUGGAGAGGAAAAGAAGAGGGAGCCCUGCUGUAACCCUUCUUAUUAGAAAAGAAAUAUCUGUGGAUAUAAUCCUGGCUUUGGAAUCAAAAAGUAGCUGGCCUGCUAGCACCCAGGAAGGUCUGCCCAUCAAAGACUGGCUUUCAGCAAAAGUCAGGAAGGAGCUAAGACAAAAGCCGUUUUACCUUGUACCCAAGCAUGCAAAGGAAGGAAAUAGUUUCCAAGGAGAAACAUGGCGGCUAUCCUUCUCUCACAUUGAAAAGGAAAUUUUGAGCAAUCAUGGAAAAUCUAAAACGUGCUGUGAAAAGAAAGAAGAGAAAUGUUGCAGGAAAGAUUGUUUAAAACUGAUGAAAUACCUUUUAGAACAGCUGAAAGAAAAGUUUAAAAGUGAAAAACAUAUGGAUAAAUUCUGUUCUUAUCAUGUGAAAACUGCUUUCUUUCACAUAUGUACCGAGAACCCUCAAGACAGUCAGUGGGACCCCAAAGACCUGGAGCUCUGCUUUGAUAACUGCCUGACAUACUUUCUUCAGUGCCUCAGGACAGAAAAACUUGAAAAUUAUUUUAUUCCUGCAUUCAAUCUAUUCUCUAGCAACUUAAUUGACAAAAAAAGUAAAGAAUUUCUGUCAAAGCAAAUUGAAUAUGAAAGAAAAAAUGAGUUUCCAGUUUUUGAUGAAUUUUGAGAUUCUGUUUCGAAAGAAUCUGAGUGACUCUCAAGCCCGGAGAAUACCAAAAAAAUUUUAAACGAGGCCAGG
Messenger RNA from Saimiri boliviensis boliviensis (Bolivian squirrel monkey), 1733 nucleotides. RefSeq names its product cyclic GMP-AMP synthase (gene CGAS). Lineage: Eukaryota; Metazoa; Chordata; Mammalia; Primates; Cebidae. The record is from RefSeq and is a predicted model, not a curated record. Gene Ontology annotation, molecular function: 2',3'-cyclic GMP-AMP synthase activity; double-stranded DNA binding; chromatin binding. Gene Ontology annotation, biological process: activation of innate immune response; negative regulation of double-strand break repair via homologous recombination; positive regulation of type I interferon production. Gene Ontology annotation, cellular component: cytosol; nucleus; site of double-strand break.